AAAAUCUACGAUGGAACCAUCACCAGACGGUCAACUCGAGAUAAUCGCAAAUUCAGGGGCAAAAUCAGUGAUUUGGGAAGAUCGAAUCGCCGAGUUUGGUUAUGAGAAAUAUUUUUUACGACUUCCGGAGCCAGCGCUGAACAAGGUUCUGCGAUAUUUGAGAUAUCCCGACCUGCAAACCCUCAAAUCGAUAUGCCCGGAGCUCACCGACUUGUGCGAUUUACACGUGAAGCUCAUGGAUCACAGCGAGUUCUAUACUCACCCUAAAUUCCAGUUCGAGCGUUGCUCCCCGGAUGAUGAGGAGGAGGAGGUGGUGGCUGGAAGGAUCAGAAGCCCCAGAACCUCAUCGUCAAGUGGACAGCUGGACAAGGUUGCCGACGAGUUUGUGGUGAAGGAUGUGGAGAUCAUGUCGGAGAGGCAGAACGCGUGUGCCACAUAUUUUGAGCCUACUAGAUCGCUUUAUCUGUUUGGUGGAGAGGCCAUCGAUGGAGAUGAGCAUACCCCCGGUGCCGUAUUCAAUGACCUUUGGAGGCUGGACACGGCAACAUUGAAAUGGUCGCGAGUGAUAAUCUCAUCUGCACCAUAUCCAUCGGCAAUGUGCUACGCGUCACUUGUCACGUGGGGUACGCAACUAAUUCUUUUCGGAGGAAACGACAAUCGCCGCCGUUGUCCUUUCGCGAAUGUACCGCCCGAGCUUCACUACUUUGACACGUCAACUUCCACGUGGCGAUACGUGCCAGCAACUGGAAAUUCGCCGUCAUCAAUCGGACAUUCGGCAGUGGUUUCUGGCGAUUAUAUGUUCGUCUAUGGUGGAUGGCCAUUUAUUCAUAAUGAACUACACUUGGAGACACCAUUGAGAGUCGAACGGCUUCAGAUUCUGGAUAUCAGGCACGAGACGUGGAAAACCGUACAGUUGGAGAAAUGGAAUCCAGCUGAUCCGGCGCCGUUUCCAAGAUUCCACACUCGAAAAACCAAACUAAUACUAAUCCGUGAUGGUCUUCUACUCAUCACCGGUGAGCUUAUCCCUCAGGAUUACGGUAGCUCCGUCCUACUACAAUAUGACGUCACAAACCCGCUAAAUGACACGUGGCGAUGGAAAUCGAUUCCGACGAUUGGAAGGUGGUGGGGACGGAAAUUUCUGCAGAUGGAAGUACGUGGAGAAGCGGUUUUUCGAUUGAAUCCCGAAUGUUCGAUGCCGAAUAUUGAAUUUCAUCAAAUUGCGGAUGUUCGGAAUGAGAAAAUGAUUCGAUUGGUUUCUUUGGGAAGGUUGAGGAGUGAGUGUGCUCCUCUGGUUCGAGCCACAUUUGCCGAGGAAUACGAUGCUGUACAAUCCGGUUAUCGAGAUUUUGCCCGCCAACUCAAAUGUCAUUUGGAAAUGGAAUAUAAGAGAAGAAUUGAUACGUCAUCAAAUGACACGUGUGCUAUUUUCAAAUAUCUCAAUUUGGUGUGCAAAAUUGGAGGAUGCUUUGUUAGGGGAAAAACGCCAUCAACUCCUACAACAAGUUCGCAUGCAAAUUCGCAACGUUUUCACAUUCAUGUUCGUUCCAUUCCACGCCGGGGCCAAAAUGAUGAGCCGAAAAUGCCACGUUUUGAUGACGUGGAUCUGUGGGAGCUCCGGUGCACAAUUCGGGCGGUACUUAAUCAAUUACACUCAAAAUACUACAACACAAGCCGUAUGGACUAUUUGGCUCCGCGAGUUCCGAUGCGUAAUAGUGCACUGAAACGUCUAUCCGUCUACGUGGCAGAAGUACCGUGCCACGUGGAAUUUGAAGAGUUUGACGAGUUACGCUGGACACCACAAGCUGAGCAGUACCCAUCUCCUGUAGAUACUGACGGUUAUUUCCUCGUCGGAUCCCAUCAUGACGUCAUCAUGCACUCGGGACGUGUCCGCUACCCAGGAACACUCGAAAAAAUGGGACAAACUAUUCUGUUGACGCCAAUCGCCGAGAAAUAACGACGCUCCGCCCACUAAUUUGACCGAUUUUUCCGGAAAAAUCACUUUUAUAGCCCCGCCUCUUUUUUUUCUAGGCUCCGCCCCUUUCUUGGCAAAUUUCCAGACUCCGCCCUAUUCUUGGCAGUUUUAUUCGGAAAAUGCAUUUUUUUUUUCAAUUUUCACCUAAAAUUCGUAUUUCCCAAAAACUUUUGCUCAAUUUCCCGAUAAAAUCGAUAAAUUGUUAAGCCCCGCCUUCUUUUUCUAAGCCCCUCCCCUUUUUUGGCAAUUUUCCAGACUCCGCCCCAUUCUUGGCAGUUUUAGUCGGAAAAUGCAUUUUUUUUUUUCAAUUUUCACCUAAAAUUCGUAUUUCCCAAAAACUUUUGCUCAAUUUCUCGAUAAAAUCGAUAAAUUGUUAA
This is a messenger RNA of Caenorhabditis elegans, 2349 nucleotides long. It is a transcript of the gene Y50D7A.1, whose product is annotated as F-box domain-containing protein. The transcript has 11 exons. Lineage: Eukaryota; Metazoa; Nematoda; Chromadorea; Rhabditida; Rhabditidae. The record is from RefSeq and is marked reviewed. Bases 11 to 1954 code for a protein of 647 amino acids.